Planococcus citri (citrus mealybug) is the source of this 6264-nucleotide messenger RNA. Its product is annotated as adenylyl cyclase 78C-like. NCBI's taxonomy places the organism in Eukaryota, Metazoa, Arthropoda, Insecta, Hemiptera, Pseudococcidae. Gene Ontology annotation, molecular function: adenylate cyclase activity. Bases 1060 to 5682 code for a protein of 1540 amino acids. The transcript has 26 exons. Gene Ontology annotation, cellular component: plasma membrane. The record is from RefSeq and is a predicted model, not a curated record. Gene Ontology annotation, biological process: intracellular signal transduction; adenylate cyclase-activating G protein-coupled receptor signaling pathway; cAMP biosynthetic process.
UACGAGCGAAGAUAUUGUACGUAGACGUACAUUACAUAGCAAUCCAACAGUAUGUGUCAAGUACGUGAAAUACCCAUCCACCAACGUAAGCUACACAUACGUCAUUUUGCGGGCGUCAAUUGCGUAUUUUUCUAUACGUAUUGUGUUAACUGUUGUUUUUUGUGUCUGUGUAGUUGUGUGUUAUACAUGCUAGUAUGACUAACGUGUAGGAUGACGGGAGAGGGGCAGGGAGUAGCGACUACGUCGCGUCGUACAGUACAAUGCAGAAUAUUUACGUCGAACCUUCUAGAAUUUCUUGGAAAACACUUCCAUGAAAUGGUGAAAUAAUUCCCCUCUUUCUGGUUAUCGUCUUUAUCCCCACCUCGUCCUGUAAUUAUUACAAAAAUGCUCACGGUCUCGUUCCUUUCUAGUAGGUUUCCCUUAGCACAAACGGAUGGACUUUUAGUUAAACGAGCGAAUCGUUCAGUUAGUUCCUGUUGUUUCUGUACCCUCCUACUUCAACGAAAUUUCUAGUUGUUUCUUUGUUUGGCGGCCAUGUUUUAUAACGAUCCGUUUCGCCGUUUUGCGCCUCAUUUGGAAGCUGAAAGUCCACUUGUGAAUUGUGAAAUGUGUUUGCGUUGUUUUGUCUUUAGUGUUUUGUAUAAUUUUUGAAGUUGAGUUAAAGUAUAGUGAUGUAUGUUGAUUCCUGCUGAAGUUUUCGAUUCGAAUUGGUAUCUUUGGAAUACGUUUUUCAUUUUUCAAGAAGUUUUUCAUAAUAAUGUCGGAUUUGGUCGAAGUAAAAAUGUUCUCCUGUGGCCGCAUGACGCAAUACGCGUCGUCGAAAAAGUUUUUACCAAAUCUUGUAUGUUACCCUUUCAAAACAUGAUGAUUCGUAAUUCUAAAUAAUUGUGGCCGAAUAAGCAUAUAAGAAAAAUGUUUUCAUCAAAGAUUUGAGAAAGUAUGUUGAUGACGUUGAUGUCUACGUGACCGAGAAGUCACCUUGAAUCGUGUAAUGGACGAUAAAAGAUUUCAAGUAUGGGUAACGAUCUCGCAUUGUGAUGUUAAAGACCGAACCAGUCGAUGGCAGAAAACGACGCUGGUAGCGACGUUGAUGGAAAAGACAGCUCCAAAGCAAAGGAAAAAGCUGGCGAUGGUAAAAAGUUGUGGACAAAAGCUGUACAGAAAAUUGCCAUCCAACAGCAACAAGAAACUGCUUUGGCAUGUAUCGGUGAAGAUCGGUUUCAGAAACUUACCUGUCCUACGGUUUGCGUUACCGCACAUGAUGGCGAAAUUAAGUCAAACGUAGAAUUAUCAGUGGGAACGAUCGCGCCCGAAUCUUCAUCAUGUGGGGCUAUCUCAAUUGGAAACACCGAAAAUUCGACCGAACACUUUUCGCAUACAGAUAUGUCCAAUGCAGCACCAGAUCAAAUUUCAGCAGCUGCUAUUUUCAAACGAGGUGUUUUAUACAGAGGAAUUUACUGUCCAACCUUAACCAACAGUUUUCGAGAAUCACAUUUAGAAUUAUCCUACCAAAGAUAUUCCCAUAGGCAGAGACAGAAAUCUUUAAUAAUAGUAAAUUUUGUUGAUAUUUUGAUGAAAACUGUGUUAGCCGGUGUAUGGUUACUACAAAAAGAUCGUGGUCCGCCAGCUUUAAAAAGUGUUUUAUGGACAUUAUGUACAUUAAUUAUCAAUUGUAUAGUCUGUGUUCUGGGAUGUUGGCGAUGUUUUGCCAAUAAUUAUCUGCAGUCAGCGGCCAUUUGUACUUGGAUAUUGAUUAAUAUUCAAGGAUUUGUGGGCGCUGGAUUAGGCUUAAGUGACCAAGAAUAUUUAGUAUGGUAUGUGUUGUUCAUUGUAUUUGUUACCUACGCCAUGUUACCUUUACCACUGCGAUGUUGUAUCAUUGCCGGAUGUACCACUGCAUUGGUUCACAUAACUGUCACAAGUUUUGUAAAAUUUAAUAAAUAUAUGAGUUAUAAUUGUGUAUUAAUUCAACUGACGACGAUGUUUUUACUCUAUACGGCUGUCAAUUUUGCUGGAAUGUAUACUAAAUACUUAACGGAUCGGAGUCAACGGAGAGCAUUUUUAGAAACCCACCGAUCAACAGAAGCUAGACUUAGAACACAGAAAGAAAAUGAUCAGCAAGAGAAAUUGCUAUUAUCAGUUCUACCAGAUUUUGUUGCUAGAGAAAUGAUCAGAGAUAUAGCGAAUGAAACCGAAAACGGAUCUUUUAUGCCGCAGCAAUUUCAUCGUAUUUAUAUUCAUUGUUACGAAAACGUCAGUAUACUGUUCGCUGAUAUAAAAGGAUUCACUGAGUGGGCGAGCCAAUGCAGCGCUCAAGAAUUGGUCAGAGUGUUGAAUGAUUUAUUCGCCAAAUUUGAUAAAUUAGCUGCGGAAAACCAUUGCUUGAGAAUAAAAUUACUGGGUGAUUGUUACUAUUGUGUAUCUGGAUUACCCCUGGCAAGACCAGAUCACGCUGUUUGCUGCGUUGAAAUGGGAUUACACAUGAUAACAGCGAUUCAAGACGUGAGAAAAAAACUAAAUGUAGAUUUGAACAUGAGAAUAGGAAUACAUUCGGGAUCAGUACUAUGUGGUGUUUUGGGUUUAAGAAAAUGGCAGUUUGAUGUUUGGUCUUACGAUGUGACACUGGCCAACCAUUUGGAAUCUGGCGGAUUACCGGGACGAGUUCACAUAUCUAAAGCGACUUUGGAUUGUUUACACAACGCGUAUGAUGUCGAACCUGGCUACGGUGAAAGUAGAAAUAGUUAUUUAAAAGAACACGAAGUAGAAACAUUUUUAAUUAAGAAAGAAGAACCGUCAAAAUCGCGACGCAAAUUUAUUAAUUCUAACGGCAGGCCACGUUUAUGGUCAGAAGAUGACAGAUUUUCGCCUAUUCCUGCAAAUCAUAAAUUUUCUAGUGAAAAAUCUAAUCAAGGUUCGGAAACGGAAAUCAAAAAUAUAGAACAUAAUGGUCCUUUCCAUCGUAACUAUUCGGAUCCGGAAAAUAAUAUGCAAUGGACUCCUGAAAUACCUUUUGAAAAUUUAAGCUCUAGCGUACAAGAGCUCGAUGAAAUUGAAAAUUAUGGCAGUGAAAUGAAAAGUCAAACGAUGACCCCAACAACCCAAGAGCAAAUUGAUGACAUUAUCGAUCACUGCAUUGAAAUCGAGAGUAAUGAAAGAAUGCGCAAAGAACACGUGAACAGGUGGACUUUGAGAUUCAAACAGCCGGAAUUGGAAGAAAAAUUUUGUCUGUUACGAGAAGACAUGUUCAAGUCAAAUAUGGUGUGCUGUUUCAUCGUUUGGUUGUUCGUAGUAUUUUGCCAAACAAUCAUGCUACCUUGGUCAUUUUCUGUCACAGUUAGCUUAUCCAUGACCACGUUGAUUCUUAGCGGAGCUCUAGUAUUAACAAUGGCUGAAGAAUUUGAUGUUUUCCCUAAACAAAUACAAGCCAUAUCUUCCAUUUUAGCCCAAAAUCGUAUGUAUAGAACGGUGUUUAUCUGUGCCAUAGUAACUUUGAUGUGCUUCGCUUCAACAUUAAGUUUGGUGUUGAAUCCUUCGGCGUAUCUUUCGCAAAUGCAACUACAAAACCAAAACUUCUUAACAACUGUAAAUAUCGCAACACUGCCUACUACGCAAAAUAAUUUUCAUCAAGAGAUCACUGACAAAAAGAUGAAAAAGAGGAGUUCCGAAUCUCAUGUUUCACAAACCGUCGAUACCGUUUAUUUGAAAAAAUUAUUAUUUAUCAAUGAUCGAAGAAAAGCUAAACAUAAAUUCGCUGGUAACAAACCGCUAUCUAGAAAAUUUCAAAAAAUUCUUCAUAAUGCAAAUCAACCGCAUAAAGUGGAGUCGAAACGCGUGAAAUUACAUCGUAAAAGAACUCCUAGAACGUUGAUGCAAGAUCCUAGGAAAAACCAGGAAAUGAGUAAAGGAAUAAAUACGGAACAGUUUCUCGAUAAGAAUAGUAGUUUUAAUUCAACCAGUGAUAAGAUUGAUGUUUCGACACAAUCUACGUAUCCUGACGACUGUCUUCAUCCAGAAUAUUUAGUGUACACGUGGGUUUUAUCGUUAAUAGCAUUGGCUACUACUUUAAAAUUAUAUUUUUUGAUAAAAACUCUAUUAGCAGUCAGUAUGGUGGCCAUUUAUACCCUUUUUAUAUUAGUAUUUUAUCCGGAAGUCUUCGCCAAUGCGCAUUCUCACAGUAUGGAAGUUCCUAUGUCAUCGCAAAUGUUGAUUUUGCUGACUGCUUUCUUGAUCUUGGUAGCGUAUCACGCUCGUUUGGUGGAAGUAACUUCGAGAUUGGACUUUUUGUGGAAAAGAGACGCUGAAAGAGAAUUAGCCGAGAUGAAAGAAACUAGAAAAAACAAUAGACAACUCUUGCGUAAUAUUUUACCGGAUCAUGUCGCGCAUCAUUUUCUGGCACAAGAUCGACAUGCUGAUGAAUUGUAUUCCCAAUCAAGAGAUAAUGUUGGCGUAAUGUUUGCAAGUAUACCAAAUUUCACGGAAUUUUAUUCUGAAGAUGUGAAUAAAGGAGUAGAAUGUAUCAGACUUCUCAACGAAAUUAUUGUUGAUUUUGAUGAAUUAUUGGAAGAGCCCAGAUUCAGUUCAAUUGAAAAAAUAAAAACAGUAGGAGCUUCGUAUAUGGCAGCUUCUGGGUUGAAUCCCACGCACAAGCCUGGUGAAGAUGAAUAUGGUCAUAUUUGCGCAUUGGUGGAUUUUGCUGUUGCAAUGAAAGCAUGUAUCGAAGAGGUGAAUAAACAUUCUUUCAAUAAUUUUCAUUUGCGAGUAGGCAUUAGUAGCGGUGCUCUAGUUGGAGGAGUUAUCGGAGCUCGUAAACCAGUUUUUGAUAUAUGGGGAAAUACGGUAAAUGAAGCGUCCAGAAUGGAUUCAACUGGAACCAUGGAUCGUAUCCAAGUUCCCAAAGAUACUGCCAAAAUUCUUUCAAGAAGAGGUUAUAACGUUGAAUAUCGUGGUUUAGUGGCUGUGAAAGGUAAAGGUGAAAUGGAAACGUAUUUUGUAAAUGGUCGAGACGGUGCACCUACUGGAUUCGUCAGGCAACCUAGUCAACAUAACAGUCUGGCGGCAGUGGUAUUUGGAAUGGUGCAAUCGAGGAAACGACAUCAAACUGUAAAAAGACAUAGUAAUAAAGAUGGCCAUGCAAGUGGUCUAAGCCGUGCAAAAUCUCAUCACGUCCAUUCUCGUAGUCAGUACAUUUCGGAUACCAAUCCGAAUCCUCGUUUAGUCAGUUUCAGUAGUUUCCGUUUAUCCAAUCGUUCGUUCGGUAAUCCGUUGAGAAGAAGUACGGUAAAAGGUGGCCGUCAUAGAUCUGCUAAUCAUCAAAGAACUCAAACCAGAUCGUAUUCGAAUAUUCAUCAAUUAACCGUAGAUACCGCCAGCGCUCGUUCGAUGAGCAGCAGUAAUGGACUGAUUAGAAGUGCUUCCUAUUUGCAACAUUCCGCUCCGCACACCCCGCUCACCAGUGAAGCGAUGCAUUCUAGCACAACGACUAUUUUACAAAAUGAAAAUAAUAACCACGUUGCUGUGCAAAGUAAUACUUCCACUUCAUUGGUACGAAAUUGCCGAUCAGCUUCUCCAAACAUCGAAGCGGGUGGAUUAUCUCCAGCUACUCCGACCAAUUUGUCGUUUUCCAUUUCCAAUUUCAAUUCGUCUACCGUUCAUUUGGAUCAAUUAUCGCAGAUAUCGAGAUGAUCAAAUAAGAGGAAAAGACUCGUUUUUGUUUUAAAAAGGGGACCAAUUUGGCGUAUAAUACAAAAGAUAUACAUAUGAUUCGAACAAUUCGAACCUAUAACAACUUUAUCCACUUAACUUUAUAUUGUGUAGGUGGUCUCUAAUUUUUUCUCAAUUCAAUUAUUGCCUUCAUUUCCCGGUUUCAAUUUUCUUUUCGUGUAUAAAAUAUGUAUAUACUUUUCAAACCAUCGUGCUUUUUACACAAUUUACGUACUUGCCUACCAAUAUAUUUAAAUAUACCUACCUAAUAUUUUCAAAAUAAUAUCUUUGAAUACGAUUCGAGUAAUUUAUCAAGUCAUUUUUAAAAUCAAAAGUACCUAUUUGUGUUUUUCUUUUGUGUUGAUGUUGUCUUUAAUUUGUUACUUAGGUACUGAUUUAUUUUUUUAAAUUUAUUUCUCGAUUGCUACGGUACCUAUUAUUUUAAAAAUAAUCAUUAAUUAGUGUGAUUUCUACGACUUUCCUUUUGUACAUUACUUACAUGGUUUCUUGUAUAAAUUUAAAAUAAAAACGCCUUAUCCGUUUUGGAUUUGGUUUUAUACGCAA